Messenger RNA from Insectozyma verbasci, 4371 nucleotides. The record is from the annotation of a GenBank genome assembly. Lineage: Eukaryota; Fungi; Ascomycota; Pichiomycetes; Serinales; Debaryomycetaceae.
AUGGGUAUUCCAAAGUUCUUCAGAUUUAUAUCAGAGAGAUGGCCAUUAAUAUCACAAUUAGUUGAUGAAAAGCAAGUACCUGAAUUUGAUAAUUUAUAUCUUGAUAUGAAUUCAAUUCUACAUACUUGUACCCAUUCAAAUGAUCCAACAAUAACAAGAUUAAGUGAUGAACAAGUAUAUGCAAGUAUUUUUAAUUAUAUAGAACAUUUAUUUCAAAUUAUAAAACCAAAAAAGACAUUUUAUAUGGCUAUAGAUGGUGUUGCCCCUAGGGCCAAAAUGAAUCAACAAAGAGCCAGAAGAUUCAGAACUGCAUUUGAAGCUGAACAAAUUCUCAAAAAAGCCAUCGAAAAUGGUGAAGAAAUACCUAAGGAAGAUCCUUUUGAUUCAAAUGCUAUUACUCCAGGUACUGAAUUUAUGUAUAAUCUUACAAACAAAUUAAAAUAUUUUAUUCAUAAAAAAGUUUCUACGGAUUCUUCAUGGUCGCCCAUUAAUGUUAUUCUCAGUGGCCAUGAAGUUCCUGGAGAAGGUGAACAUAAAAUUAUGGAAUAUAUAAGAGCAAUUAGAUCUCAAGAUGAUUAUGAUUCAAAUUUGAGACAUUGUAUAUAUGGUUUAGAUGCAGAUUUAAUAAUGUUAGGUUUAGUUAGUCAUGAUCCGCAUUUUGCUUUAUUGAGAGAAGAAGUUACAUUCGGAAAUAAAAAACUGAGUCCUACAAAUUUAAAUGAUCAAAACUUUUUCCUUUUACAUUUGUCAUUAUUGAGAGAAUACCUUGCACUUGAAUUUCAAGAAAUUGAAAGUCAAAUAAAUUUUGAAUUUAAUUUUGAGAGAAUUUUGGAUGAUUUCAUUUUGAUUAUGUAUGUUAUUGGUAAUGAUUUUUUACCCAAUUUACCUGAUUUACAUAUAAAUAAAGGUGCAUUCCCAUUAUUAAUUGCUACUUUCAAACAAACUUUAUUACAAUCAGAUGGUUAUAUAAAUGAAGAUGGUAAAAUAAAUUUGAAGAGAUUGUAUAUUUGGUUUAAAUAUUUAUCGCAUUUUGAAUUUGAAAAUUUUGAAAAACAAGAAGUAGAUGUUGAAUGGUUCAAUAAAAAAUUGGAUGAUAUUUCAAUAAGUGGUGAGAAAAAGAGGAAAAAGAUUGGAAAAUUGUUAAUCCUUAAAGAACAAAAGAAAUUGGUUGGAUACAUAAAACCUUGGUUAUUAGAAGUUGCAAGUCAACCCGUUGAUAAAAUUAUAGCUUUAGAAAAUGAAGGAAAAUUAUCAACAUUAAAAUUAAAUAAAGAAGAUGUUGAGAAAAAUUUGGAUUUUAUAAAAGAAUUUGCAUUAGAAGCUGGUUUCCUUAUAAUUCAUUCAAAGCAAGAAGAUAGUUAUACAACAAAAUAUGAUGUCGAUGGUUUAGCAUCAGUUGAAUCAACAGACGAGUUCGAUGAGAGAUUAAAUGAGUUGAGGAAAACUAUUAAAGAAUAUCAAUCUGCAAAUUUGGUGGAGAGUGAAGAAGUCUUACAAGAGACGAAAGAAGUUUACAGUGAAAAGUUUAAACAUUGGAAAAACGAAUAUUAUGAAUCUAAAGUACAUUUUCCAAUUACUGACGAAUUUCAAUUAACUGAAAUGGCAAAACAUUAUGUUGAAGGUUUACAAUGGGUUUUGUAUUAUUAUUAUAAAGGUUGUCCAUCAUGGAAUUGGUACUACAAACAUCACUACGCGCCAAGAAUUUCCGACAUUUCAUUAGGUAUUGAAGCAUUGUUGAAAGAAGAGACUGAUAUUAAAUUUGAUUUAUCACAUCCUUUCAAACCAUUUGAACAACUAAUGGCUGUUUUACCAGCAAGAUCAAAAAAAUUAAUGCCUGCUGUAUAUUGGCCGUUGAUGACGGAUGAGAAAUCACCAAUUAUUAAGUUUUAUCCAAAUGAAGUCGAUAUUGAUUUAAAUGGCAAAACUGCAUCCUGGGAAGCUGUUGUUUUGUUAGAUUUUGUCGAUGAAAGGAAGUUGCUCGAAGCUUUGAAACCAAUUGAAUCAAAGUUAAGUAAAGAAGAAACUGAAAGAAAUUCCUAUGGAGUAGCCCUUAAAUUUUACAAGAAUGCAAAUAUUAAAAGUCCGAAUGAUGACUUUUGUCAUCACACUGAAUUUGUUUUACCAGCUUUCCAUGCUGAGAAAACGGGUUUUAUACAAGGAGCUAAAACUGGUAUUGAUUUGCAUGCUGGUUUCCCAUCAUUAUAUUCAAUUCCAUUUACAUCUGAAUUAUUACAAAAUGAGAUUAAGAUUUUUAAUUUUCCUUCCAGAUCAGAAUCAAUGAUUUUACAAAUUGAAAAUACCUGGGCAGAUUUAUCAACACAUCAAUUUGCACAGAGAUUUAUGAAUAAAAUUGUUUAUGGUAACUGGCCAUAUUUGAGAGAAUACAAGAUAGUGAAGAUAAUGGAUGAAGAAGCAAAAUAUGAAUUUAGAAAUAAUAAUUUAUCAAUUUCAGAAUUAAGUCAAGAUGAUAAAAAAUCAUUUCGUUCAGACUCAUUAACUUCAAAAUUGAAUUAUGACAAAGUGAAAGGUGUAAAAUUAGAAGAAGUCUCAACUUUAGUUUAUGCAACAGCAGUAAAUGGUUUAAUCAGAAAUUCAAAUGGUGCUUAUGUUAAAACAUUUGCGAAAGAAACUGAAAUUUUCCCACUCCAAUUAAUUGUCAAAGAUGUGAUUAAUAAAGAUCAAAGAUUUGCAACAAGACCACCUUUGUCAAUUGAAGAAGAAUUUCCGAUUAAUUCUCAAGUUGUUUUCCUUGGUGAUUUUGGUUAUGGUGCACCCGCAAAAGUUGUAGGAUAUAAUAAAAAUAAAUUGGCCAUUAAAAUUUUUAAAAUUCAAUCUACUCAAGAACCAAAUAUAGGUAAAAAAAGAUUGGCUAUUGAAAAUAGAGAAAUUAAGUAUUAUCCAUCAUUUGAAGUUGCUAAAACUUUAAGAAUUUCACCUUUAUUAUUAUCUAAAAUUACAUCACAAUAUAUCAUAACCAAUGAAAAAAAUCAGAAAGUUAACAUUGGAUUAGAAUUAAAAUUUGAAUCAAAAAGACAAAAAGUAUUAGGAUAUACUAAAAAAUCAUUAAAUGGGAAGUUCUGGGAAUUUAGCCCAUUAGCAAUAAAUUUACUUCAACAAUAUAUUCUGAAAUUUCCUAAUUUAUUCAGACGAUUAAAUCAAUUGGGACCAUCAGAUAUUCCUAAUAUCUCUCAAGUUUCCAUUCCUGAUGAGUGUAAAAAAGUUCGAGAAUGGUUAAAAGAAGUCAAAUCUGAAUUGAUUCCAGUUUCUUUAGAAUCUGAAUCUUUUACUAAAUUUUCAUAUCAAGCAAUUGAACAAUAUAUGAACAAUUACAUACUAAAUCAAGUUCCAACAAUCAAUAAAGACAUCAAAGGAGUUCCAAGAGAAGCAAUCUUGAAUGCAUCUGAGUCAUAUCAAUUAUUAGGUGAUCAAAAGUUUGAAUUAGGUGAUAGAGUAAUUUAUGUACAAGAUUUUGGCAAAGUUCCAAUAUUAACAAAAGGUACAGUUGUUUCUAUAUCAACGUUAGGCUCAAAAACUUCAUUAGGUGUUAUUUUCGAUGUUGCAUUAUUGAGUGGAAGUACAUUUAAUGGUAAAUUAACUUCAAAUAGAGGAUUAAUGAUUGAUUCAUCAUUAGUUUUAAAUUUAUCAAAUAAACAAUUUGUAUACCAUUCAAAAGCUUCGCAAGUUAGAAAACCAAUGACUUAUGAUGAAAAAAUAGCAAAAUUAAAAGCAAAUGAACAAAGAAAAAAGGAGAUGGAGAUUAAAAAGACAGAAGAAGAUCAAAAGAAUAAAUUUAUUGAGAACAAGAAAGGAAGUAAUGAAUUAUUAUCAUUGUUGAAGAAAAAAUCAGAUAAGAAAGAAGAUGAACAAAAGAACGAAGAAAAGAAGGAAGAAGAUGAUAAAAAAUCAAAUACUCGUGUCUCCAAUCCUCAUGCAAUUAAAUCUGUUUAUAAUCAAAUUUAUCAAGAUGUAAUGAAUGAUGGUCAAAUUCCACAAUAUCCACCUGUCCAAAUGUUACCCUAUGGAGUGCCACUUCCACAUAAUGUUCCAGCACAAGCUCAUGGUUAUUAUCCACCACCUCAAUAUUAUCCACAGCAACAAAUCCCACCUCAUCAACAAGCUAUUCCUCAACAACAACCAAACUUACCUGAAAGUAGAUCAAUUCCAUAUUAUUCGAAUGACAAUGAACAACAAUCAUCAGAAAAUAAUGUUAAGAGAGGUGGUCACGGGUAUAGAGGAAGAGGAAAUCCUAGAGGUGGUUUUAGAGGUAGAGGUGGACAUUACAACAAUACUUCAAAUGGACAUCAUGGACAUGGAACUAAAAAAAUUUUAAAACGUGAAUCGAAUAAUGAAAAAAAUAAUGAAAUAUCAUGA